Messenger RNA from Trichobilharzia szidati, 3296 nucleotides. NCBI's taxonomy places the organism in Eukaryota, Metazoa, Platyhelminthes, Trematoda, Strigeidida, Schistosomatidae. The record is from the annotation of a GenBank genome assembly.
UUAAAUUUGGACGGCACUUCCCAAUCAAUCUACGCCAAACUGUUACAGCAAAUCUAAUCAUAUAAACAGAGCAUAUCAACUUCAUUACAAAAUUAUAUAUUUCGUACCGAAUUUUCCCCUCCCUUUAUUUUUACACCCUAAAUUAAUGCAACAUUUUACUGGGCAUUAAAAGUCACUCCCGUUCAUCAUAUUUGCAUAUUUAACGAAAAAAUUAUUUAAUUAACUUCCUUUCUAAAGAUUUACAGUAAUGGAUGAUAUCCUUGAAGAUAGCGAUAAGAAAGAAGAUGUGUCAAUUGAAGAACAAAACACAGACAUAGAUUUUGUUUACAACGAUGCUGAUGAAUACAGUGUGGAGAUAUCUGAACUAUAUAGUUAUUCAGAAGAGCCUGAGUUUCAAAUUAAUCGUUUUUAUUUUCAAUAUUAUUUCCGUAAAUUUGUUUCUGUGAAAUGGUUUGAAGCUAGUAAUGCAGAACGUCAUUCACAUAUUCAAAGAUUAUUGUACUACUUAGAGUCUGGUGAUCGUUUAACCCGUCAAAAAGCUACACGUUCAUUACUCUACUUAUUACAGGGUAAUUUCGGUGAUUGUGAAUUAGAAGAGGAUCAAAUAACCUGGGCCAGACAUAAUGUUUAUUUAUGCAUUGAAGCAGGUGUAUUACAGGCUAUUACAGCCCUAUUGUUAUAUGAAAUCGAUUAUGAUUCAUGGGCUUCAAACUCAACUGGAAAUAAUACCAACGGUGGAGUAAAUAAAGUCCAGACAUCAACAAAUGAUAAUGCUGGCCAAAUUUCUGCAGUUAGUUCAACUCGACAAUCAGAAUGUACACUGGAAGAUUGUGCUGAUCUUCGGAUAUUAUUAUCUAUUCUAUAUAUUAUGGUAGAAACUGUUCGUGAUGGUAUGCAGACAGAGCAGACACAACAACAGACUAGUUCGUUAGAUAGGCGAAAUAUGCCCACAUCAUCAACUGACACCACCAAUCAGACAAGUCAUGAUCCAAUGGCAAAGUUGAGAGAACAAUUCGUUGAAGACUUAGCCUCACCUAUUGGAAAAGAUAGUGAACUCACGCUGACUGUUGUUCUCUUCGAUAUGGUUUAUCGUUUUUGCAGUGGUCUUGCUCCACAUUUUCCAAUGAAAAAAGUUUUACUAUUAUUGUGGAAAGUUCUACUGAUAACAUUAGGUCCAUUGAGCGGUUUAUUUGUGCGUAAAAAUCAAGCACGUGCUCGUUACGGGCUACCACCAUUGUCUGAGGAUUCUACACAUGUGAUACGCAGAGUUCGGGCUAAUACUCCACCGGCUGUAUCAACAGAUCAAGUACUGUCAAGAAUACCACGGAAUAACAAUCGACAUCCAGCACUGAAUCAAUCAAAUCAAGCUCCUAGACAAGGUUGUCUAGCUGGUGGUCGUGCAGCAUUCGAGCAACAACAACAACAGCAGAAACAAUCUGUGCUAACCACAGUGACAUUUCCUUUCUCUGCUGAUUCGUCUAAACCACCUGUGGUCAAUAGUAAUCAAGCCAGCACAGACAGAGUUGUUACUUCUGGUUUUGAUACGCCUAGACCAAGUUCUCCUGUAUCAUGUGAAUCCAAUGAUAAUAGUGGAGGAGAGAAUUCAGUGUUGUUGAAAUUUCAACUGCCUAACACUACGACAGCGAUGACGACGGCGACGGCGACGACGAUUAAUAGCAUUGACACAGCAACAACAACAACAACCGACUUUCUUUCUUCAUCCAACUUGAGUCAGUCAAAUCCAAAUCCUCAAAUUGUUCUGCCUGGUCUGGCGAAUCUAUACACGGAUGGAAAAAGUUUACCAUGGAAACCAAAAGUGAAAAAGAAAGAUUUAGAGGCUUUUUUAACUAAUGUCCGUUUAAAGUUUAUCGGUUUUCAUGUAGCCAAUGAUACUGUUUCAUUGGCUGGUCUACCUGAACCAAUUCAUGAAGCUGUACGUGUUAUGCGUGAGCAUAUUUACGUGUCUUUGGGAGAAGUACAAAUAGAAAAAGAAAAUGAAAUAGCUCAAAAUCCUUUGUCUAUGUCAGGAGAGGCAUUACCCGAUACACCAGUUGAAAGGCUAUAUCGUGCUAUGUAUCCUAUGCUACCUCAGUAUAUGAUUGCUUUAUUGAAGAUUCUCUUAGCUGCUAGUCCUACAUCUCGUACAAAAAACGAAUCGAUCGAUAUAUUGGGUGAAAUAACACCUGAAGAAACACGAAUGAAUACUGGUCACGAAGCAACUAUAUUUAAUGUUGAUAUUAAUCGUCAUCGUGAAAUUAUUGUUAAAGCUAUAUCUGGUUUAUUGUUAUUAAUACUGAAACAAUUCAAGCUAAAUCAUAUUUAUCAAUUUGAAUAUGUAUCACAAUAUUUAGUUUUUGCCAAUUGUAUCCCGCUAAUUUUGAAAUUUUUCAAUCAAAACACUUGUCUUUAUGUACAAGCAAAAAAUACCAUUUCAUGUCUGGAAUUCCCAUCUCGUCUAAUUGGUAAACCACCCGAGUUAACAGCUGAAAUGCUUGUGGGUGAUUGGAGUUCUUAUUGUUGGCGUAAUCUAUUCUCUUGUAUUAAUCUGUUGAGAAUAUUAAAUAUGCUAACUAAAUGGAAACAUUCAAGAAUUAUGCUUCUAGUUGUCUUCAAAUCAGCCCCGAUAUUAAAACGUACACUACGCGUUAGGCAUGCAAUGCUUCAGUUGUAUGUGCUGAAAUUAUUAAAAUUACAAAGUCGAUAUUUUGGACGUCAAUGGCGUAAAAAUAAUAUGUCAAUUAUGUCAGCUAUCUAUCAAAAAGUUAGACAUCGAUUAACAGAUGAUUGGGCUUAUGGAAAUGAUGUUGAUGCAUUACCAUGGCAAUUUCAAGUAGAAGAAUGUUCAUUACGUACAAAUGUUGAUCAAUUUAUUCAACGUCGUUAUUGUGAUAAUUGGAUUGAUCCAGAAUUUAAACCAGUUGAUAAUUGUCUAAUGAGUGUGCUGAGUCAACCAGUACAAUUAUCUGAUGAAUUUAAACAAAAUUAUGAAAAAUGGCUUGAAGAAGAAGUUUUCUCUGUACCAAUUAAUUGGUCACAAGUAUUGGCGCGUUGAUCAGUUUGAUUGUCAUUCUAUCUGUUGAAUGAACAAUUAGGUGAUAGCUAGCUGUCUACUCUAUCUUCUAUUUGUUCUUUAUAUAUUUAAUACUGAAUAAUAAUAAUAAUAAUAAAAGCCUGCCUCGAAACCGGUUCUUAUUUAUUGUAUGUUAGAAGCAGAAUUAUACCAAAGCAUGCUGAACAUUGACUAUAAUAUUAUAAUAUUAUACAACAUAUAGUAAUACAAUGUUUUUAAUAUUUGC